UUUAUGUGCAAUUCCCGUUAUUCUUUGUGGUGAUUUUUUCCCAAAUAUGAAACCUGCGUAUGGCUUCAGGGGCAGAGAAGUGCUCUGCAGUAGGCUUGAGCUGGAUGUGUCUCACCCGUGUUGUGUUGUGUUGUGUUCUCCUCUCCUGGCUCUGUGACCCUGUGUGCUGCUGGUUUGGCUGCGGUGUGAAGCGGGUGGCAUGCGUGGCUUUGCGAUGAGCGGGCAGCAGUUUCCUCAGUUCUUCACUGCGGGCUCCAGAGCGUCUCUGCUGGGUCCCAUGCCGAUGGGAGUCGCCAUUAAAACCCCACACAUGGGAUUCCCGCGGCACUUCACGCCACACACGCGCUAUUUCACCAGUGAGUUUCAGGCUCGUCAGCCGGACAGAAAGAGGGAAAACGAGCAGAAAUCUGCGGGCAGCAGCGACAGCCAAUCAGAAGCCAGCAGCAGCAGAGCAGAUGAAGCAUCCGCUGCAGUCGAUCCGGGAUGUCAGGAGUCUUCAGAGCAGCCUGAUGAACCAGCGGCCAAAAAACACAAAACACACGAGUCAGAAGAGCCUGUGGAGACAGAAUCAGCUCAAAGCGAUGAAUAUAAGAGCCCGGAUCCUGCAGAGCUCACUCUGCAGGAGGAUGAGCCGCUGGCCGCUGAAGCAGACGAACCGAGUCAAGCGGCCGAGCAGGUUGAAAGCACUGAAGCUCCAGAUGAAGGCAUCAGAGAGGGUCCAGACGCCGCCGCCGCAGGCUCUGAUUCGGUCCCUGAGAUCAAGGAGACCGCAGACACUCCUGAGGAGCUCAGAGACGCAGCGGCAGAGACCUCCAACAAGUUCUUCUGCUAUAUUUGCAACAUCACUUGCCAUAACCAGCAAAGUUUCCAGAGCCAUAUGAACGGACUGACGCACCAGCAGAAGAUGAUGGAGAUCCAGCACAUGAGCAACGCGUGUCUCGUCACGCUGCUGCCGCGAGUCCAGGAGUCCCUGCAAGGAGCUCGCAGAGACGGUGAGAAGAGGCCGGGUCUGCAGAGAUGGUGCUCCACCUGCCAGACGCACUUCACCACCAACGUCAUGGAGCAUCGCAGAACCAAGGAGCACAAGCGCUGCAGUCGCUCGUCCAGCUCGAGCUGCACCGUCUGUAAGCUGCACUUCAGGACCCCCAGAGAGUUCGUGGAGCACAUGCAGUCUCCGGAGCACAAGCAGCGAGUCCAGCAGCUGUGGAAGGAGGCGGGUGAAGCUGGUGUGGAUCAGCUCAACGCUGACAUGUUUCUGGGUGAAGAGGACGGCGAAUGCAGCGACGACGAGAGAGAGGAAGAGGAGAACGGGAAGGAGGGUGUGGCUGCGCAGAUGGAGGUCACACUGGAGGAUCUGAGCGAAGACGAGGAGUUCGACUCUGACACUGUGUACGGCUCGAGUUUCGUGGUGCCCGUCGCAGGCUUCAUCUGUCGUCUCUGUGAUCAGUUCUAUCACUUUGAGUCUUCGGCUCGACACACACACUGCAAGACGCUCACACACUUCCAGAAGCUCAAGCAUUAUAAAGCCUUAAAGACACACGAAGAGUCCGGCUCAACCUCAGGAGAAGCAGCAGACCACAUCAGUCCAGAACCAGCCCCGCAGACCCUACAGUCCUGCAGCAGCAGCAGACAGGAAGUGGAGACGCUCGCACAGGAAGAAGCCGUCGCCAGAGAGCCGGAGGACGAGGGGAAGUCUGUCGGGGGCCGGGGCCGGACUCCUGCUAAGAGACGAGGACGAGGAGGAAGACGACGCUGAGACACACACACAGAGAGCUGUAUCAGCCUCAGAGGACCCUAGUGAAACCACCCUCCGUAGACCGUGUGUGU
Sinocyclocheilus rhinocerous is the source of this 1827-nucleotide messenger RNA. RefSeq names its product RNA-binding protein 20-like. The record is from RefSeq and is a predicted model, not a curated record. Bases 200 to 1756 code for a protein of 518 amino acids. Gene Ontology annotation, molecular function: zinc ion binding; nucleic acid binding. NCBI's taxonomy places the organism in Eukaryota, Metazoa, Chordata, Actinopteri, Cypriniformes, Cyprinidae. The transcript has 14 exons. Gene Ontology annotation, cellular component: nucleus.